Aspergillus welwitschiae is the source of this 1467-nucleotide messenger RNA. RefSeq lists its product as uncharacterized. The transcript is spliced from 3 exons. The record is from RefSeq and is a predicted model, not a curated record. Bases 481 to 807 code for a protein of 108 amino acids. NCBI's taxonomy places the organism in Eukaryota, Fungi, Ascomycota, Eurotiomycetes, Eurotiales, Aspergillaceae.
GGCCAAUAGUUAAUCCCUGUUGGGGUGGCUUAGGUCAGGAUGGACGCUUCCCCCCCUUCCCAACCCGACAGCUGUCUCUUCCUAGCCUCAGCUAUUUCCUCUCAAUAAUUCCACCAUUAAGCGGAAGAUUCUUGUUGGGCCACUAGGCGGCAAUACCCAAGUGCGUGGUCAACCACUGCAUCAACAGCCUGAGCAUAUCUUGCCUCCACUGGUAGCUCGGCUAAGCAUUUGAAAUCGAGAGGCACCCAUAUUACGGAGUACACCUGUCACCAGAUCGACGGAAUUCCUUGUCUUGUGGGGCACGGUUCAGCCUGGACCUUCCACGAUAUCAGUCGCCACUUUCCUUCUCUAAUCUGAUCCUUAUCGCUCCUGCAACAUUAUAAUAUACACUCCACCGUCGAGCAGGCAUCUCGACGAAAAUCAAACGAGGGGCAUCUCCAUAGGUUGGGAUUCGAGACUCCCGCCUCUGCAGACAACAGGAUGAGACAAGAAUACACUGGCUCGUCACAAAAUGGCGAUCCCAGUCGCCGCAACCAGAGCAGUCAAAGCGCGCGCCCCGAUCCUCCAGACGACUCUUCUCAAACAUCUGACCGACUCGCCGAGGAACUGGUUUAUUACCGAAGCUUUCUCGAACAGCUAUUAGGAUUAGUGCGCAACGGUGAUCAGGAUACUGUCAACCAGAUGGUCUCCAUGAUUCGUUCGGAUGCAUCUCACCAGCAAAUUCUGGCAGCCUUGUCUGAGAACUCCGCCAACGAUGACCAGGCUGCCCAAGGGGCCCGUGGUCGGAACAAUCACAAUCCGAACUGAAUAUCUCCAACACUGUUGUUCCUCGCAUGCCCAGCAGGGGUUGUCCGCAUGACGCAUGAUCGUUUGACAUGGUCUUCACGAGGUGUCCUGGUCCCCUUUGAACGCAGAUGAGGGUGGUGGGAUACAGCUAGACGAGUUAUUCGUAUAUCUUUCUGUCUAGUAUCAUAUUAGUCGGCUUUUUUAAGACAAGGAAGUCUACCUAUCUAUCGUCUCACAAGCCAUCCCAGAGAGAGCCACUACCGGCAGUUGAUAUAGCUGCCGUGUGCUGAGAGAACGCUGUGUACGAUCCUUAAGACCAGCAGAUGUCUCGUACCAGGUAUUGUGUUGCAGUCAGGCUCUUGUUGCACCAUCUUUAUCAGUUAGCAUACUGUAUACCUAGAGGAGCCAUGGUAACCGUCCCUAUGGUCAUAGCUCGCUAUUCCAAUGGAGGCAAGCCUUGGAUGCACCGCUAUCCAUUCCUACCCCCUACUCUUUUGGCUUAGCAUAGCCAUGUGCUAGCUGGGUCUCCGAAUGCCCACUCUGGUGAAAUAGGGUGCUCGAUGGGCAUAAUCGACUUGGCUGCUUCCCAAAACAGCUAUACAUACCAACUGUCGCACUUAGUUAUCGAAUUCAAAUUUUGACAAUAAGAAAUGAUGAGUUGAGAAGGUGAUUGAGCGAUCA